Neodiprion fabricii is the source of this 1502-nucleotide messenger RNA. RefSeq names its product AH receptor-interacting protein. The transcript has 7 exons. The record is from RefSeq and is a predicted model, not a curated record. Gene Ontology annotation, molecular function: peptidyl-prolyl cis-trans isomerase activity; protein binding. The coding region runs from base 294 to 1256 and encodes 320 amino acids. Lineage: Eukaryota; Metazoa; Arthropoda; Insecta; Hymenoptera; Diprionidae.
AUCGUGACAAAGAAACAGCCUCUAUUUUAUUGGAAAGUUACCGAAAGUAACUGAGAAGGGAUUUCAGCACAUAAGAAGGCCUCAAAUUUUAUAAUAUCCACGUUUAUGAACGCGGCUGCGUUGACCGAAGACAGUUCUUCCAACCUUAUUUGACAGCAGCAGACGACAGUUCUACACUUGUCAGAUAAGGGCUUGUUUGGAGGUUAUGUUGUGACAAUUUAUAAAAGUGUAUCAGAAAUCACCUGAUUUACCACUAAUCCUUUAAGAGGUCUGGUGAAAAAAAAUCGGUAACAAUGGAAAACAAGGAAUUUAUUCAGAAAUCCAUUUUGCACACUGGAACAAAAUUUGUGAAUUUUUCACCAGGUACCAAGGUUCGAUUUCACUUUAAAACAACCAGGUGUAAUGAAGAAAAAACUGUUGUCGACGACAGCAGGGUGAUGGGCGAGCCUAUGGAACUUGUGCUUGGCAAAAAAUUCAAACUUGAAGUUUGGGAAGUGAUUGUACAAAAAAUGGCUCUGAAGGAAAUUGCCAGAUUCAGAGUCGACAAGAGCCUUGUCACGCCAUAUCCAUUUGUAUCGAAAACAUUGAGAGAGGUGGGUAAACCACUUUCGGAAAAACGAAGUCAUCACUGCUGCGGUGUGAUGUUACAAAACGAGGGUAUUGGAUACGACGAUUUGAACGAUCUUAUUAAGAACCCGCAGGAUUUGGAGUUUACGAUUGAAUUAUUAGAUGUUGUAUCACCAUCUGAUUAUGAAAAGGAAACUUGGCAGAUGACGGAAGAUGAAAAACUAAACAGUAUACCGACUCUUAGAGAAAAGGGUAACACCCAAUUCAAGGAGGAAAAUUACAAAGCUGCAUCGGAUACUUAUGCAACAGCAAUCGGUAUGCUGGAACAGUUGAUGUUGAAGGAAAAACCAAACGACGAAGAAUGGCUCGAAUUGCAGAAAAUGAAAGUGCCACUUCUCCUUAAUUUUGCACAAUGCAAAUUGUUAAAUAAAGAGUAUUAUGCUGUGAUUGAACACUGUACUACCGUACUCAAAUCGGAGCCAGACAAUGUGAAGGCACUUUAUCGUCGCGGAAAGGCGCAUAUCGGAGUGUGGAAUGAAAAAGAAGCUAAGGAAGACCUUGAACGUGCAGCUGAGUUGAAUCCAGCCCUACGAACAGUUGUUGACAAAGAAUUAAGCAAUUUCCAAACGGCUAUUAAAGAGAAAGAUAAGUUGGAAAAAAACAAGCUUGCACAAAUAUUCGCGAGCUAAAUGAGUUGGUGGAAGAUAUUUUAACAGUAAAGAACCUGAAUCUGAUCCCAGCUCAUCCUUCCUCUAUUCUUUAAUCUGAGCAAAAAAAUCCUCAGAGAAGAAGCCCGUUUAAACUUGGACACGCUUUACACCCCAUAUGACCAUCUUUUUACUACAUUUGUACCUGGAUAGAUGAUAUCUGUAAUUUUAUGUUGAAUAUUCUAGGAUGCAAUUAUCUAUGUGUAUAAUUAAUAAAAAAAACUUGAA